Molecule: messenger RNA, 420 nt
Organism: Colletotrichum navitas
Lineage: Eukaryota; Fungi; Ascomycota; Sordariomycetes; Glomerellales; Glomerellaceae
Product: acyl carrier protein
Exons: 3
Coding region: 1-420 (139 amino acids)
Biological process (GO): fatty acid biosynthetic process
Cellular component (GO): mitochondrion
Molecular function (GO): acyl binding; acyl carrier activity
Source: RefSeq, a predicted model, not a curated record
AUGUUCCGCACCGCAGUCCUCCGUUCCGCGGCCGCCGCUACGCGCGCCAUCCGUCCCGCCGUCCAGCAGUCCGCCCCCCUCGCCCGGAGGUCCCUCGUCGCGCCCCGUUCUGCCUUCCGCGCCGCCCCCAAGGCCAUUUCCGUCCGUAUGUACUCUGCCGCCGCCGGCCUGGACAAGCAGGAGGUUGAGGGCCGUAUCAUGGCUCUGCUUCAGGGUUUCGACAAGGUCAAUGACCCGGCCAACAUUAAGCCCAACGCGCACUUCGCCAACGACCUUGGCCUGGACAGCUUGGACACCGUCGAGGUCGUCAUGGCUAUUGAGGAGGAGUUCAGCAUCGAGAUCCCCGACAAGGAUGCCGACACCAUCCACUCAAUCGACAAGGCGGUCGAGUACAUCGUUAACCAACCCGAUGCCCACUAA